AAAAAAGGUGGAGGGAGAAAACCCAACCGAAAAUUCGAAGGCGAAAAGGUUUUUCUUCUCUCUCUCCUCCAUCCAUCUCCCCUUUCAAAACCCUAGCUUCGUUUCCUCUUACGGUCGUCUCAAGAUCGGCUUCGCUGAAGGUAUGUCAUCAGUGGAGGCCAUGGUUGUAGAAGGAGAGGCCUUAGCUGGCAGGAGGCGCAGUGCUAGAUGUUUGGGGAAGGAGAGGCCAUGUUAUGCUUUGAGCAAGAAGUUCGAGAAUGAGGAGAGUCCUCAGAAGAGGCCUAAACCGAAGUCGGUUAAGAGAGAACAAAAAGGUCCUUCUAAGACUAAUGGGUUCGUGAUGCAAAAUGAUGCCGCUAGUGUUAGCGGAAAGGAGGAGGUUAUGGAGAAUGAAAACUUGAGCGAGGUUAGGGAGAAUGGCAUAUCGAGCGAGGUUAAGGAGAAUGGAAUAUCGGGCAAUGGCUGGUUUAAUGCAAACGAGAGCAAAGUCUCUGCCGCUUCCGAGCAAUUGAACAAUGGGGUUCAUGGUCAAGCACCCACGAAGAGUGCUAAACAACGAGUGAAAGAGACUCUUAGGAUGUUUAACACCUACUACCUUCAGUUCGUUCAGGAGGAAGAGAAACGAGUGAAAGAAGUGGGGCAAAAACUUUCAGAGUGUUCAAAGAACAAGAAUGGUUCCAAUUCCGAAGGGGAUCUGAAGCGGGCUUCAAAACGACCUGACCUUAAGGCUAGUUCCAAGAUGAUAAAAAACAAUCAAGUUCUAUAUCCAGAAAAAAUGAUCGGUGAUCUCCCUGGAAUUUCUGUUGGGGACCAAUUCCUUUCACGUUGUGAAAUGGUUGUACUUGGUCUACAUAGCCAUUGGCUUAACGGAAUAGAUUAUAUUGGGAAAUCAUGUUCCAAAAUGGAGCAAUACAGAGGUUAUACUUUACCGCUAGCAGUAUGUAUUGUCUUGUCAGGUAUGUACGAAGAUGACCAGGACAAUUCAGAAGAUGUUGUCUAUACUGGUCAGGGAGGACAUGAUUUACUUGGCAAUAAGCGUCAAGUCAAGGAUCAGAAAUUGGAACGAGGAAAUUUGGCUUUACAGAAUAACCAUGAUACCGGUGUUCCUGUUAGAGUGGUUCGUGGUCACGAAUCACGAAGCAGCUAUUGUGGGAAAGUGUACACCUAUGAUGGCUUGUACAAGGUGGUAAAAACUUGGGCGGAGAAAGGUGCAGCGGGAUUCACUGUGUACAAGUAUAGGUUAAAGCGCAUCACUGGCCAACCGAGUCUAACUACAAACCAGGUUAGAUUUACUAGGGAGCAAGCUCCUCAGAAAAUUUCUGAAUUGCGUGGGUUGGUAUGUGAAGAUAUUAGUGGUGGUCAAGAAAACAUGCAAAUUCCAGCUUCUAAUGUUGUCGAUGAUCCACCUUUUGCUCCCACAGAUUUUGAGUACAGUAAAGCUAUUCGUUUGGCAAAGAAUUUAAAGCUUCCCACAAAUGCUGCUGGAUGCAAGUGUAAAGGAGAAUGUGGUGACCCAAGAAUAUGUUCGUGUGCUAAGCUCAAUGGUGGAGAUUUUCCUUAUGUGCGUAAGGAUGGUGGAAGAUUGAUUGAAGCUAAAUCUGUCGUGUUUGAAUGUGGGCCAAGCUGCGGAUGCAAUGCUUCCUGUGUCAAUAGAACAUCACAAAAAGGACUAAAAUACCGCCUUGAGGUGUUUCGUACUGCGAACAAGGGUUGGGCUGUUCGAUCAUGGGAUACUAUUCCGUCAGGUGCACCUGUCUGUGAGUACACUGGGAUACUUAGAAGGACAGAUGAGGUUGACGCCGACUUGGAGAAUAACUACAUUUUUGACAUUGACUGCCUUCAAACAAUGAAAGGGCUUGAUGGAAGAGAGAGACGCCCUGGUGAUACAGCAGCACUGGUGAAUUUUGAUGAUAAAAAAGCUGAAGCGGACUUUUGUCUUGAUGCUGGUCGAGUCGGCAAUGUUGCGCGGUUCAUCAACCAUAGUUGUGAACCUAAUCUCUUUGUCCAGUGUGUUUUGAGCUCGCACAAUGAUAUUAGGAUGGCAAAAGUAAUGUUAUUUGCUGCAGAUACCAUCCUGCCCCUGCAGGAACUCUGCUAUGACUAUGGUUAUGCACUUGAUAGCGUAGUCAGACCUGAUGGUAGUAUCGUUCAGCUCGCCUGCCAUUGUGGUGCUGCUGGAUGUCGUAAGAGACUUUAUUAGAUCCGGUGGUCAUUUCCGGUAAACUGACAUUAUUUUCAACUUUAUACCGUUCCUUCAUAUUGUUUCUAUAAUUGGCAGAAGGGAAUUUUGUUUGGAUGAUGGGGAGUAUAUUUAACUGGUACAUUUGUAUGAAACAUAAAUACUAGUCCUUAUCUGAUGAAAUCAGUUAUUUUCUUGCAAAUUUUUUUGGCUAUAUAAUAUAACUUUCUAUUGUUGGAGGACAA
Molecule: messenger RNA, 2424 nt
Organism: Asparagus officinalis (garden asparagus)
Lineage: Eukaryota; Viridiplantae; Streptophyta; Magnoliopsida; Asparagales; Asparagaceae
Product: histone-lysine N-methyltransferase, H3 lysine-9 specific SUVH4
Exons: 16
Coding region: 143-2200 (685 amino acids)
Cellular component (GO): nucleus
Molecular function (GO): zinc ion binding; histone methyltransferase activity; protein binding
Source: RefSeq, a predicted model, not a curated record